Branchiostoma belcheri (Belcher's lancelet) is the source of this 1835-nucleotide messenger RNA. RefSeq names its product cytochrome P450 2J6-like. The transcript has 7 exons. Gene Ontology annotation, cellular component: intracellular membrane-bounded organelle; cytoplasm. Gene Ontology annotation, molecular function: heme binding; iron ion binding; oxidoreductase activity, acting on paired donors, with incorporation or reduction of molecular oxygen, reduced flavin or flavoprotein as one donor, and incorporation of one atom of oxygen. The coding region runs from base 52 to 1530 and encodes 492 amino acids. Gene Ontology annotation, biological process: xenobiotic metabolic process. The record is from RefSeq and is a predicted model, not a curated record. Lineage: Eukaryota; Metazoa; Chordata; Leptocardii; Amphioxiformes; Branchiostomatidae.
GUCUACUGCCUGUACAGUUGGCUGGUACAGUGUGUGAGCAGAUCUGAGAAGAUGGCUUCAUACGUACCUUUCGGCUGGCAGGGUCUCAGUGCUGCCCUGGCGUUCGUCAGCUCAAUCAGCUCACUAGCUGUCGACACGUUCUUCGGGAAAGGCAAGAAGAAGAAAUUGCCGGCGGGGCCUCCUGGCUACCCGCUGAUCGGCAACCUCUCGAGUCUGGGCGCAAAUCCGCACCUCCAGCUCACGGAGUGGCGGAGAGAGCACGGCGACAUUUACCGGAUACGCAUGGGGCUGCAGGACGCGGUGGUCAUCAACGGGUACGACGCCAUCCGAGAAGCGCUGCUGAAGAAAGCAGACAGUCUGUCUGACAGGCCGUACAUGUACGUUCUUCACGAGCUUAGCUGUGGUGGGAAAGGCAUUGGAUUCGCUGGCUACAGUGACGAGUACAAGAACAGGAGGAAGGCCAUGGUGUCGAUCCUCAGGCGGUUCGGAAUGGGAAAAGGCAUAAUGGAGGAAAAGAUUCACGAGGAAGUGCUGGAAUUGAAGAAAAACUUCGCACGGCAGGCGGCCAGCGGCGAGGCGUUUGACCCUUCUCAUCUGCUGGGCUGCUCGGUGCUGAACGUCAUCUGCUCCAUGAUCCUGGGGGCGCGGUUUGAGCAGGACGACCCGCUGUUCCACCGCCUGGUGGCGCUCAUGGACCGUACCGUGGCCGCCAUGGGACCCAGUCAGAUCCUGAACGUGUUUCCAUGGCUGCGAUUUCUGCCUGGCAUGGGACAGACCGGAAGUGACGUCUUCAGGUGCGCUGAGGAGAUCCGGGAGUUCCUGUCCGGAGUCAUCCGGGAGCAGAGGAGCCAGCUCAACAACAACGAUGACGUCAGCUUCGUGCAGAGUCUGGAGGCAGCUCUGAAGGAGGACGACCAGGUCACCAUGAUCAUGCAAGAUCUGUUCAUAGGCGGCGCCGAGACGACCACCACCUCGCUGCGCUGGGCCCUGCUGUACCUAGCCCUCCACCCCGAGGUGCAAGAGAACAUGCAGACCGAGCUGGACCGGGAGGUUGGGCGGGAGAGGAGGCCAUCCCUCACCGACAAGCCGCGCCUGCCCUACACGGAGGCCGCCAUUCUGGAGGUCCAGCGGGUCCGCACCAUCGCGCCGCUGAGCAUCCCGCACGCCGCCUCGCAGGACGUGGAACUCCGCGGGUACAACAUCCCCGCAGGCACACAGGUGUUGGUGAACCUGUGGUCCGUCCACAUGGACCCGGCACACUGGCCCGAUCCGGACAGGUUCGACCCCACCAGAUUCCUGAAUGAGCAGGGGAAGGUCGUCAGGCCUGAACAGUUCCUUCCCUUCUCCAUCGGUCGCCGACAGUGCCCGGGAGAGCAACUGGCCAGAACCGAGCUAUUCCUCUUCCUCACCACUUUGCUGCAGCACUUCACGUUCGAGCUGCCAGAGGGCGCACCGCCCAGCACCGAAGGCGUCAUGGGUAUAUCCCUGUCGCCGACGCCUUACAAAAUCUGUGUUCGCCCACGUGAAUAGGAUAACUGUGAGGCGAUGCAUGUCACAAACAAAACGAAGAUAUGUAUCCAAAAUAUCCCGUCUGCAUAUGUCCACACACCUGUGUUUUACUUUUACUUUUCUCGACGCCCCUGUUCCCAGUGUAGUGCUAUCAACAACUCAACAUUGAACUUUCAACGUAUCAUAUCGGUAUCACGCUGAAAAUUGGAACUGUAGUCCGGUGUAUACGUGUAGACUGUUGGUAAUAUAACUAUAUAUAUGAAUGUAGGAUAUCGAUAUGCGAUAUUGGACAUGCGGUGAGAUGAUUUAUUGCAGGUUAUCAAAUA